Drosophila melanogaster (fruit fly) is the source of this 2712-nucleotide messenger RNA. RefSeq names its product alphabet (gene alph). Gene Ontology annotation, cellular component: cytosol; membrane. The transcript is spliced from 7 exons. Gene Ontology annotation, molecular function: phosphoprotein phosphatase activity; cation binding; protein serine/threonine phosphatase activity. The coding region runs from base 417 to 1532 and encodes 371 amino acids. NCBI's taxonomy places the organism in Eukaryota, Metazoa, Arthropoda, Insecta, Diptera, Drosophilidae. The record is from RefSeq and is marked reviewed.
CCCUCAGUACAUCGAUGCCCGAUGCUUUUUUACAUCACUAGUCACUUUGUUAAUCAAAAUAUUAGAAAAAACUCCAUUUCCGCCUCGAAAGUGCAUUUCGGGAUCGCGCAGAAGUGUUAUUAAGUGCGCGACUCGUUCGUUGAUCUUAAAAGCGCUAGUAGGCGAUGAAAAUCAAGUGGAAAACGAUCGUUUUUUCUUCUUAAACUUUUACUUACGGCAGACACGCACACGCACGCAGCUCACCGACGCACUCGCACACACACAACCACUCGCACGCGGAGAGAAGAGCAGCAAGCGGAGGAAGAAGAAGCAGAUCAUCAAACUUAAAAUUUGCGAGAUUCCUUGGCACCGGCUAGCCGUAAGAGGAGGAGAAAUUGCACCCGCCCGGCACACAGCACACAGCAUGUUCAGUGAACAUGGGCGGAUUCCUGGAUAAGCCGAAAACCGCCAAGCACAAUGACGAGGGUGAGGGCAACAAGCUGCUCUUCGGGGUCAGCUCGAUGCAGGGAUGGCGGUCGGAGAUGGAGGACGCCUACUACGCUCGUGCCGGGCUGGGGGAUGCCCUGCCGGACUGGAGCUUCUUUGCCGUGUUCGACGGGCAUGCCGGAUGCAAGGUGUCGGAGCACUGUGCCAAGCACCUUCUGGAGAGCAUUAUUAGCACCGAGGAAUUCAUUGGAGGCGACCACGUGAAGGGCAUUCGCACCGGCUUCCUGCGCAUCGACGAGGUUAUGCGGGAACUGCCGGAAUUCACCCGGGAGUCGGAGAAAUGCGGCGGAACUACCGCCGUGUGCGCCUUUGUCGGCCUCACGCAAGUGUACAUCGCCAAUUGUGGUGAUUCGAGGGCCGUCUUGUGCCGCCAGGGUGUUCCGGUGUUCGCCACGCAGGAUCACAAACCCAUUCUGCCGGAGGAGAAAGAGCGCAUCUAUAAUGCGGGUGGCAGUGUUAUGAUAAAGCGCGUAAAUGGUACCCUGGCAGUGUCGAGAGCCCUUGGGGAUUACGACUUUAAGAACGUCAAGGAGAAGGGACAGUGCGAGCAGUUGGUAUCGCCGGAACCGGAGAUAUUCUGUCAGAGCCGCCAGGAUAGCGAUGAGUUCCUGGUGCUCGCUUGCGAUGGAAUCUGGGAUGUGAUGUCCAACGAGGACGUGUGCAGCUUCAUCCACUCGCGAAUGCGGGUGACCAGUAACCUAGUGAGCAUCGCCAACCAGGUCGUGGACACCUGCCUGCACAAGGGUAGCCGCGACAACAUGAGCAUCAUCAUCAUUGCCUUCCCCGGAGCUCCGAAGCCCACCGAGGAGGCGAUAGAGGCUGAACAUCGUCUGGAAAAGCAAAUCGAGAAGAUCACAAGAGACGAGAUAGAGUCUAGCAAGAUAACCGACUACGUGGAUCUGCUGAAGUGUCUGCAGAACAGAGACGACAUCGAAGGUCUUCCACCCGGAGGAGGUCUACAGUCCAAAUAUCACGUUAUCGAGCGCACAUUCAAGCAAGAGUUUCCGGAUCGACCAUGUGAACUGUAUGCAUAUGAUGAUAUAUGAAUUUUGUAAUGCUAAUUGUUCAUUUUUAAACCAACCAACCAACCAACCAACAACCAACCAGCAAGAGAACAAAGAUAACUAAACACCCUAUGCUUCACAUACUCUAAAUAGUCCAACGCAUUAGGUUGCAGUCGAAACACGAAACAGAACCAGUUAAACAAAUGCAGAAACCAGAUCAGAUCAGAACCGAACAGAACAGAAAGCAGAGCCACACAACUUGAACGAAGCAAAAACAUACAAGAACACACACCAAACAGUUUUCUACUUUGAUAAACACAAAAGAAAAACCUACUAAUAAUGAUAAUAAUAAGAGUAACGAUACAUUUAUAGUUUGUACGAAGCAGUCCUAAACACAACAAUACGAACAGCCACGCCCACACAACUUUAAGAUAUAGGAGAGAUCUAGAACAGAGCGUACCUGAGCAGACCUCAGAGACUCGGAAUCGGACGAAAUCAAAGGAUGGCUAAAAGCCAGCACCAGGACCACACCGAACAGAUUACUCCGAUCGGAUCCCUCUGAAGGACCCAUCCAUCUAUGUGAACGUUGUAAACCCUCUGUGUGUCCUUUCGUUCCGUCACUUCUCCUCAUCAAUCAGCUAUCAGCAGUAGGAAAAGCGCCAGGAAAAACUAAUGGAAAAUGUGGUAUCAAAUGUUAUUGAGAACGGAGGACAGUUAAGAAACCGCGAGAGUCUCGCUCAAAUUUUUUGUGUAAAAGAACUUUAUAUUUUCAUUAAAACAAAAACCAUGUAUUAACUAUUGAUUCCGAACCGAAAGCGGACCUUUGUAAGUUGUAAAACGUUUGUUAUCUAAAACACCUUUUGUUCACCUUCUUUAUAUGUGUACGAGAAGAUGUGUCGCCAAGCCAGAAGCAGCGAAACUUAAUAAUGUAAAGUAAAAAAAUGUUAAAAGAAAACCAGAAAAAAAAAUGGUAAAAGGAAACCAAACUAGCAAACAAAACCUGUAACUAUCUAUGUACGGAAACGAAAAAGUAAUACCUAAACCUUAAGUAAGAGAAGCAAAACAAAAGAAAUCCACAAUAAUGUCCGAUCUUAAAGAAACGAGAAUGAAAACUAAGAACUAUUAAUUUAUAAGAAACGAGUUGAUGAAGAAAAUCUUAAGAGAGAAAAGCAAAAUUACGCUCGAGUUUGUAGUAAAUGUUGAUAAAAAAAAAACACACACA